Didymodactylos carnosus is the source of this 1065-nucleotide messenger RNA. The record is from the annotation of a GenBank genome assembly. Lineage: Eukaryota; Metazoa; Rotifera; Eurotatoria; Philodinida; Philodinidae.
AUGGAUUUUAUUGAAAAUCGAUAUAACCACAAAAGAUGUACAUUGCGCCUUUCACCUCUGACAGAUAUUGUGUUAUUUCGAGUCGAAAUUGUAGUUUUAACAUACGAUAACAAUCAAUGCCGAUAUGAGGGAGAAUACUCACACGGAAAGCGACAUGGUGAAGGCAAAUGUGUUUACAGAAAGUCAGAGUGUAAAGAAUGGGUUGGACAAUGGGACGAUGAUAUGUGGUAUAGAGGGAUUUCAAUAUUUAAUUCCGGAAAUAAUUGUACAGGUGUAUGGAAUGGUAAUAAACUAGGAGGAAUGUUCAAGCACGAUGUUGGUGAUGUCUAUAAAGGAGCAUGGAUUGAGGGAGGCAUUGCCCACGGCUUCGGGUCUGCUCAAUAUACAAAUGGUUCCACAUACAAAGGAAGUUGGGCAUUUGGGAAGCGAAGUGGACAUGGUAAAAUGAUCUAUCGAAACGGCAGAGUAUAUGAGACAGAAUGGGAAAAUGACCAUUGUUUUAUAUGGGGAGUAGACCUGCUUCCACUGAUCGAAAACAUAACGUUGUUAAACGAAAACAUUGAAAAAGCAAACACUAUUUCCUGCAGAUACAAAUAUUUAAAACAAUUGAAAUGGUAUAUGAAUGCAGAAAUGGAGGUUUCACAAUCUUUUCAACGGCCAUUAGAGCGAUUUUCGACUAUAUUAGAAACCGUCUUGGAUCAUAUACAUCCAGAACAUAUGAACCAUUUUAUUAAUGAGCCAUAUACAGAUGGACGAUGUAAAUGGAAUCUCCUGCUUAUUGCGGCUAAAGACGGUUAUUAUAAUAUUACUGAAAGAUUAAUCAAAGAACUCAACGUUAAUAUUGAAGCGGAAGGAGUUGUUGAAUAUGAAAAUUGUAUUAUACGAGGAGCGAGUCCACUAUGGUGUGCAGCGGCUUCUGGACAUUUAAAUAUUGUUAAAUUAUUAGUUAGCUAUGGAGCAAAUGUCAAUCACUACACCGAGACACAUUCCACACCACUAAGGGCAGCAUGUUUCGAUGGUAGAUUGGACAUUGUCAAAUAUUUAAUAGAGCAUGGAGCAGAUUAA